Vespa crabro (European hornet) is the source of this 3298-nucleotide messenger RNA. RefSeq names its product 39S ribosomal protein L16, mitochondrial (gene mRpL16). The transcript is spliced from 6 exons. NCBI's taxonomy places the organism in Eukaryota, Metazoa, Arthropoda, Insecta, Hymenoptera, Vespidae. Gene Ontology annotation, biological process: mitochondrial translation. Gene Ontology annotation, molecular function: rRNA binding; structural constituent of ribosome. Bases 271 to 1005 code for a protein of 244 amino acids. Gene Ontology annotation, cellular component: ribosome; mitochondrial large ribosomal subunit. The record is from RefSeq and is a predicted model, not a curated record.
CACUUUUUUUUGUUAAUCGUUUCGAAAAUUUACGAUGCUUUUUUUUAAUUAAAUUAUUUCUAAUAUGAUCAGCGACAUGAUAAAUAUUCGACAAUGAAUGAAAUUAUUACUACGUGCGACAUUACUUUUGAAUUGUAAUUCGAAGGUUUUUAGACGAGAGCUUAUAUGACUGUUGUGUACCAAUUGUUUGGUCCAUUUAAGAUUUAAAUUUAUAUGAAUUAUAUUAUAUAAUAUUAAUUAUAAAUUAAAAAUCAGUCGUUUAUAAAAUUUAUGAUCAUGCAAACAUUAAAAAAUGCAGUACGAUCAUUUCUUUCUAAAAAUAAUUCCGCUGUGAUAUUUAUCCAAAGAAAAGGAUUAAAAAUAUUUAAUCCACCUGUUAAGAUUCGAAAUGUUGAAUAUCCUGAGAAAAAUAAACUUAAAAUUAUGGAAAAAGUCCCGCAAUAUCCAUCAAAUUUACGUCCUUUUAAAAUGCAAAAGAAAUUAAAAUUAAUGCGUGGACCAGAAACUGUACACAAUACUUUAUUACACAAGCAAUAUGGAAUUAUAGCUACAGGAGGUGGAAGAUUAAAAUAUGGUCAUUUUGAAAUGAUACGUAUGACGCUUUUACGUAAAUUUAAUUUUAAUGAUAUAUUUGCUAUCUGGCGUGUUGAUGCACCAUGGCAACCUGUUACUAAGAAGAGCCAAGGUUCACGUAUGGGAAGUGGUAAAGGAUCGAUAGAUCAUUAUGUUACUCCAAUUAAAGCUGGAAGAGUAAUUGUGGAAAUUGGCGGGGAUAUACAAUAUUUUCAAGUAAAGAAAGUAUUAGAAGAUAUAGCAGCCAAAUGUCCAUUUAAAGCUAUGGCUGUUAGUCAAGAAAUAUUAGAUAAAAUGGCGGAAAAAGAAAAACAAAAAGAGGAAGCUAAUUUGAAUCCUUGGACGUGGAAAUAUAUUAUUCAGAAUAAUAUUGGUGGUUGUCAUAAUUGGAUAUCGCCGUUUGACAAAAGAUGGUACAAUAAAUAUAUAUAAAUUAAAUAGUAUUAAAUUUAAAUGGGUACCCUUUAAUUAAAUAUUACUUAUUAAUAAAUCAUUUAUAUCUAAUACGGAAUAAAUACUAAUAAAUAAUAUCCGAUAUGUCAAAUAUCUUACCUUAGUAAACGCGAUUUAAUAAUUUAAUGAAAGGAAGGGAUUCGAAAAAUAUGUGAAUAAUGAAGUAACGAAUAAAUUAUGGCAAUGCAAUUAUGUUACAAUUACAAUAUUUUUAUAUAUCUUUGAUGAUGGUUUGGUGGUAACAACAGGUAAAUACUACAUAUUGUACAUUGAGUAGGCGAUAGUCGUACCUUAUUGUUUAAUUAGCGUAUCGGCGACGCCGGCGCCGACGCCAACAACGCCGACGACGACGACGAAGCUGACGACGGUAAUAUGUCUUAUGGUGACAACAGCAAUAACAACAAUAGCAACAAAAACGUUUGUAACAAGAACGGUAACGGCAACGAUGUUGAUGGCGAUGAUGAUAAUGAGUAUGCCAAAAACGAUCGCUAUAGCAAUGAUCUUAUAUUGCAUGAAGAUGAUGAUGAUUAUUAUGAUGAUGUUGAUGAUGAUGAUGAUGAUGAUGAUGAUGAGAAUAAUAAUAAUAAUAAUUACAACAACAAUAAUAGUAAUAAAAAUAUCAGUAGACUCAAUAGUGAAAAUAGUGAAAUAUUUAAUAUUUAUGAUUGCGCUUGAAUGAAAUUUAAGUGGAUUUAACGACAAGAUAUCCCUAACAAAUCCUUAGAUAUUAUAGUCCGUCAUCACGGACGUGGCCGUCACCGUCGUUGUCAUCAUUGCGUCAUUUGUCGCUCCCAUUGUCAUUGUCGUAAUCGCAAGCGAUAACGCGCUUUUUUUUUUUUUUUUAAAUACUUCAUUCCGUAUUUAUUACAUUUAACGUAGAUAGGGUGACGCCAUGUCAAAGGAAUGUGUGUUUAUGUGUACGCAGACAGCAUUACGAUGAUCAUAAACUCUAAUCAGCAAGAACUUAGUUACACCGAGAGGUAUGACGCGCGAUUUUACGUUCGGUGACCUUAUAAAUACAUACAUACAUACAUCCGUUAAAAGUUAUUUGCCAUUUUUUUAAUUGGCCACGGAUAUUCUUCGUUAAAACUCAGGUAAGAAUCGAAGCGUAGAAGAAGAAGAAGAAGAAGAAGAAGAAGAAGAAGAAGAAGAAGAAGAAGGAAGAGAAGGAGAAGGAUCGAAGGAGGACGAUCGAAGAACGCGUGAAAAACGUGCAUACUAUGUUCCCGAACGUACGACGAGUAGAAAGAAAGGAACUUUUUGUUUCUAUUUUAAAAGCGCGUCAAAAGAUCAUAUCGGAACGUUUAUCAUUUCGUCUGUGCAUUUUCUUCUUCUCUCUCUCUCUCUCUCUUUCUCUCUCUCUCUCUCUCUCUUUUCUUUUCAAUUCUCUUUUUCUCUAAAUUUUCGAUCGCAUAAUAAAGAUCCGAAGGCGCAUAGUAGACCCGUCAGUAUGUUUCCCAUCAAUGGGUCGUCGUCACGUGACAACUUUUUUCGUACAAUCUUUAUCAUUUCUAGAUCAUUCUAAAUGUAAAUAUUAUUGAUCUCAUUGACGCACAUUGUUAGUGUUAAUUAUUUUUAUCGGUAAGACCGCCAAUGUUGUUCUCCUGUGCGACAAAUGGGCCGAGCGAGAGCGGAUUUUAAUAAAUAAAGAAGAAAAAGCGCGCGUCUCACUCUGCAGUCGAUAUGAUUGAUUCGUUUUCAUUUUAUUCAUUGACAACGAGUCUUUCUCACUUUAUAUAAUAAAGCAAUGUUUAUGCAUUCGGAACUUUCGCUGAUCGAUGGAUCCGCCGUUCGCGACUCGAAGAAACGCAUCAUACGGCGAAAGGCAACGUAGAUCGCGCGUUACGACGAUUAAUUGUUUAUAUAUAUAUAUAUAUGUAUAUAUAUAUAUAUAAACAAUUAAUUGUUUAUAUAUAUAUACAUAUACAUAUAUAUAUAUAAUAGUUACGCUAUAAGACUAGAUUCUCGACGGGUUAAUGUACGUUUUCUCGAUUUCGGCACGGAAUUAUUUCUCCGUUGCACCAAUUAGAGAUGUCUAUAUUAUUAAUGAUCGUCAUCUGAUCCGCGCACUUACAAUUACAUAUGUAGAUAACGCGACCGUAGAUCACCGACGAUACUUACGCGUUAUAGAUAGAUUACAUAGGUGUGAUUCUUUUUUUUUCUUUUUUUUUCUUUUUUUUUUUUUUUAAAGCGCGAUCAGUUUCAUCGGACGUCGUUUGUCAUUAUCGUCGAUUUUUAUCACUAUAAUUCCACGCGACGUGCUAACACACAA